AUGGGAAUGCUGGGCUCGUCGGCCUCAGCCCUGGGCCCAGGAGGUGCCUGCUGCCCCCGGGACGAGGGCCGGCGCGUGCAAACCCCUGAAGCCACAGCAGCCCAGGGACAGCGGGACGGGCGCGGGACACGGGCGCGUUCCCGGAAACCUGUGCCCAGUGGCGACCGCAGGACUGUGGGCCCUGUCCCCACCGGUCCCCGCCGCUGCCCUGCCCUGGAGGGCAGGUCACAUUGCUCCCAUUUCAUGACGAGGGGCCCCGGCGGCUGCCACCAGCCUCACUGUCACCGCCGCCGGGACACUGGCCGGAGCCCAGAAAAGGGCAGUGACUCGCCCGAGGCCUCGGGGCUGGUGCCCAGCAGGCCCGGGGCUGGAGGGCAGAAGGGGGGUGUCCGCCGGGAAUUCCGGGGGGCCACCGCCCCACCCCCAGCCAAGCUCACGCCCUGCUUCUCAGGCCCCAGCCCGGACAGAGCCUCGCGCCCAGAGCGGCCGCUCGCCCCCCGCUUGCUCCCCGCGACCACCUGGGGCUCCCGCGAGGAGAACCAGGUCUGGGGCGAGGGGUUCCCCAGGACCAUUUGGGACGUCUCCCGCGCGGCUGCCCGGGCAGUUCCCUUGCGAGCGGGUUUCCGCAGCCCGGCCCCCACUGCCCGCUCGGUCCCGCACUGGGUCUAUCCGGCCGGGAGCGCUGGGCCCAGGAAGUGCGAGUGUCCCCCUCUGGCCACCCUGCCUGCAUCCCCCACCCCCGCGCCCAGGCCCUGGGGGCGCCCGCAGGUGGCCCGGGGCACGCGGCUUCGCUCGGGACCUGGGGCUGCCCUCGCCUGCGCCCCCGCCCGGCUCCUCUUACCGGGGCGUCCGGCCGCACUGCGGCCCGGGCUCGUGGAGAGCGCCGAAGCUGGGACGGCCGGGGCCCCUCUGCCCCUUCGCACCGCUGGGCGCUGCGGCUCCCCCGCCGGCUCGUCGCGCGCGCCGGCUCUGCGAGCCCCCGCGGAGGCCUCGGGACCCCAGCUCAGAGUUCCCGCGGCCACCUGGCCCGUCCCCCUCGUCCCGCCCCCUCUGGCCCUCGCCGCGCACAGCCCCUUCCUCUCUGCGCCCUCGGAACCCCGGCCAAGUUUGGGGCUCGACCCGGGAAGGAGCCCCCCGUGCGAGGGCUGGGGCGGGCCUCGCGCAGGAGCCCCGGGAUUUCCCGCUCACUCAGCGGAUCCAGCCCUCUCUGCCUCCCCCGCGCCCCGCCCCCCCGCGCUCCCGCGGCCACUGCAGCGCUGCGGCAACGCGCCCCACGCCGGGCUGCAGCCUGUCUCCGACCCGCGGGCCGCGGCGGCUCGCUCGUCACCGUCCCAGGCCCGGGCGCAGAAAAAGCUGACUCGGGGAUUUCCAGGCUCCAGCAAGUCAGGCGGCGCGCGCGCCACCGCGCGCAGCGGCUGCGCGCUCGCGUCCGCGCUGGGGGCAGGAUUGACGCCUGAGACCCCACUCUCCCCCCUGCCACUCUUCGGAGGGAAAAGGGACCUGAGGGCCCAGAGCUCAAGGGAGCCUGCUGGUUCCUCCACAGAGGACAAGGCGCGGCCCCCACCUGCUCAGCUGCAGGACACCAGGCCGCUCCCGUCACUGACCAGCAGGGGCGGGGCCGGGGCCGGCGGGCUGCAGAGCCCCUGGCGCCCCGCCUUCUCCGGGCGCACGCCGGGCCCUUCCGGAGACACGGUGCACAGCGGCGCCCUGUCCCCCCACGCCAUCUGCGGCUCCACUUUCCACAGGUUCAGCGGCCCGGGGUCAACCGCGAUUGCCUUCGGCACCCGGGACCCGGGGAGCCACGGGCGGAACGCUGGGGGACGCACCGGGGGCCGCAGACGGCUGGAGCGCUGCAGAACCGCCCGCCCCCUGGCGGCCGCGCGCUCGCCGGGGCCACUCGAGUCCUGGAUGCCCAGGAAGGACGCCCCGCCUCAGGGUGACCGGCCCGUCUGCAGACGCCCCGAGGACUCCUCCGCUCAGGCCUCCGGGCCGGCGCCCCUCCAGCCUCCCGCUCCCGGGGCCCGGCCAGCCAGCGGCCAGGCGACACAGCGGAACGGCACCCGGGGAGCAAGCGCAGGCUCCGGGCUCUCGCUGCACAGCCUCGAUUUCCGACCUCGCUGGGCCCUGGGCGCGCUGCGUCCCCCGCCGGUCCGCACGGGCCAGCCGAUGGGGCUGGGCCCCGGGGCACACCAGGAAGCCGAGGAACCCACCCCGGUCGCCCCGCCAGCAGCGGCGGGGGCAGGCUGCGUGCCAGCCCCCCUCGCUGCCCAGGCCGGCCUCCCAGAGGCCGUGGCCCUGCCCAGCCUGCAGCCCUCUGGGCCCCUCCCGGUCACCGGGGUGCCCGCCUCUGCCCUUCCCCCACGCAGCUGA
Molecule: messenger RNA, 2370 nt
Organism: Phyllostomus discolor (pale spear-nosed bat)
Lineage: Eukaryota; Metazoa; Chordata; Mammalia; Chiroptera; Phyllostomidae
Product: collagen alpha-1(I) chain-like
Exons: 8
Coding region: 1-2370 (789 amino acids)
Source: RefSeq, a predicted model, not a curated record